Messenger RNA from Cajanus cajan (pigeon pea), 1042 nucleotides. The record is from RefSeq and is a predicted model, not a curated record. NCBI's taxonomy places the organism in Eukaryota, Viridiplantae, Streptophyta, Magnoliopsida, Fabales, Fabaceae.
CUUAUUUACUUGCCUCUGACAUGUUGCAGUGUUAUGACAAAUAUCUUAAAGCUGAUUUCAAAGAGGCUGCUGCAAAGGCAGGCCAUCCUGAAUGGGAGCUUCCAGAUAACGCUGGGGAAACGAAUGACGAACCAGAAUCAACAGAAUUUUUCAAAUCAGGGGGAACCUAUCAAACUGAGAAAGGGAAAUUUUUUCUAACAUGGUAUUCCAACAGGUUGUUGACCCAUGGUGAUGAGAUCCUCGAUGAAGCCAACAAUGUGUUCCUAGGUUGCAAAGUGAAGUUAGCAGCAAAAGUUGCUGGAAUUCACUGGUGGUAUAAAACAGAAAGCCAUGCUGCAGAGCUUACUUCAGGAUAUUACAACUUAGAUCAUAGAGAUGGAUACAGACCCAUAGCAAAGAUGCUCUCACGACACAAAGCUAUUUUAAAUUUUACAUGUCUUGAGAUGAGAAAUCACGAGCAACCAGCUGAAGCCAAAAGUGGAGUCCAAGAACUUGUUCAGCGGGUCCUUAGCGGAGGUUGGAUGGAGAACCUUGAAGUUGCAGGAGAAAAUGCACUUUCAAGAUAUGAUCAUGAAGCUUACGAUCAAAUCCUUUUAAAUGCCAGACCAAACGGCGUAAAUAAAUUGGGGGCUCCAACACUAAAAAUGUACGGUGUGACAUAUCUCCGUUUGUCGGAAAAAUUAUUACAGCAAACAAACUUCGAUAUAUUCAAAGCCUUUGUCAGAAAGAUGCAUGCUGAUUUGGAUUAUUGUCCAGACCCAGAGAGAUACAAUCAUUUCACAAUUCCUAUGGAACGGUCAGAGCCAAAAAUCCCGAUGAAGGCUCUUCUUGAAGCAACGAAACCUAUGUCGCCUUAUCCAUGGUACAAGGAAAUAGACAUCAUUGUUAGUGAUGCUACUGGUUUUCUUCGUCAUAUAGUCACUACUAUUUUACGUGUAUUCAAACUGAAAACAAAGAGCAAGAAAUUAUAUGAUUAAUUCUGUUUCAAACCUUGUACAAUGUCAAUACGAAGUGGAGAAGAGAAAAUAGCUUCAAAUAGUUU